CCAAUUUCUAAAACCUAAAAGCAACACAAAGGAGGAUUAAAGAUUAGUGUGUGUGGGUUGUUGGAGACAGAGGGAUUUCAAUCUCGAAGAAUGGAGGGAAAGCAAGCUGGAUCUUCUCUAGAUUCGUUGAUAUCUUCCUUCAACAAACGAGUCUCCGAGCUGCAGGAACUCGUCAUCGCCCGGAACAUGUAUCCGGCGAGCAGCGUCCCGGAUUUAACGGCGAUUGACACGGCGUUGAGCUCGAUGGAGCUUCAGGUUCAGUCCAUCAAGGAUCGGCUUCGUGAAGAGACCGAAGCUAUUCCAAAAGCCAAGAAACUUAUUGAGGCAUCGCUGAAACAACAAGGGAAGCUGCAGAAGAUGUCUGUUUAUGCACCGUCACACUUUCCUGACAAGACUACAAUGUUGAAUUCUGAUAUUAACAGAUGUUUGCUUCAAGAAAAUGUCAAGAAGCAUGAACAGAGUUCUGCUCUUAGGUCCUUGAGAUCUGAGGAGGAAGCAGCUGUUUUACCCAAGGAGAGGAAAGGUCGUGGGUCUCCUCCGCUUUGGUACAUAACUGUUGAUGAACUCAAUUCCCUCUCAUCAUACAUGAGAGGAAGGCUUACCCUAGAGAAAGUGAAUGCGGCUAUCAAUGACAUGGCUUCAUACGCCGAAGCAAAUGCUCAUCUUAUUUCAGCUCCAAAACAAAAGCUUGCUGAAAACCUCUGGGAGAAAGCACUCAAACUGCGAGACAUUGUAACAUCCGGAGCACUGAAGGGAAAACACUUCUUUCUUGAAACUGACAUGAAGGGGCCAAUGUUGAAGCUAGACAACACAGGCAAAGCAAUACUUACGGUUCUUAGACACCUUGGUCGUGUUAGUGAGACUCGCAUUGGUCAAAACCGCGUCAUCAUUCUUAUGAAGCCUAAUUAGAGAAGAAACCAGCUUAUCUCAAGUUUAUGUAGCCACAUCAAUUUAUUGCUUAUCUCCUGUAGAAGGAAUGCUUAUUCGUUAAACGCAUUAAGCCUUAAAUCUUUUAGACUGUUCUGCUAGUCCCACAUAGGCCCAGAACCAACUAAAUAGUUGGGUAAUAUGGACGAUGACUUUGCCCGGCACCAGAACCAACCUCUUUUUGGUUCGUUCAAAAUCCCAGGCUAGUUUACCCCUAAAAGUUUCUCAUAUUUGCACUAAAGUAGCAAAACUCGAUUUCCGUUACUUUGUUAUUUUUUUCAAACUCCAAGCAUUUGCGGAAUUUAUUUUAUUAGUAUAUUUGGUUCAA
This is a messenger RNA of Brassica napus (rape), 1255 nucleotides long. RefSeq names its product spindle and kinetochore-associated protein 1 homolog. The coding region runs from base 91 to 909 and encodes 272 amino acids. The record is from RefSeq and is a predicted model, not a curated record. Gene Ontology annotation, biological process: cell division; chromosome segregation; mitotic cell cycle. Gene Ontology annotation, cellular component: spindle microtubule; mitotic spindle; outer kinetochore. NCBI's taxonomy places the organism in Eukaryota, Viridiplantae, Streptophyta, Magnoliopsida, Brassicales, Brassicaceae. Gene Ontology annotation, molecular function: microtubule binding. The transcript has 9 exons.